AUGACAUCUCCAGUAUUGAAAUCACCACUAUCCAAGUCCCUCAGAGUUGCAUUAUUGCAAUUGAAGGCAGGUGCAGACAAAUCAGCCAACUUGGCUAAAGUCACCAAAUACAUUGAAGAAGCAGCUGCCAAAACUCCCUCAGUUGAUCUCGUCAUGCUACCAGAAUGUUUCAAUUCACCUUAUGCUGUUGAUCAGUUUAGAAACUAUGCUGAAAAUAUCCCUGAGGGAGAAACUACUAAAUUGUUGUCUUCAAUGGCCAAAAAGCAUGGGAUUUAUAUCAUCGGCGGCUCGAUUCCUGAAUUGGAUUCAGACAAGAUUUACAACACGUCAUUGACAUUUUCACCUCAAGGUGAAAUAAUUGCCAAGCACCGUAAAGCUCAUUUGUUUGAUAUCGAUAUCCCGGAUGGGAUCACUUUUCAGGAAUCAUUGACCUUAACUGGUGGUGAUAAAGCCACCGUUUUCAAAUUGGGUGAUUAUGGAAAUGUGGGGCUUGGUAUUUGCUACGAUAUCAGAUUCCCCGAAUUGGCUUCAAUUGCAUCACGUAGUCCAUACAAUGCAUUUGCUAUGUUUUAUCCGGGAGCUUUCAACACUACAACUGGUCCCUUACAUUGGCAUUUGUUGGCUCGCGCAAGAGCAGUUGAUAAUGAACUUUAUACCAUCUUGUGUUCGCCAGCUAGGGAUGUAGAAGGUGGCGGGUAUCAAGCAUAUGGCCAUUCUUUGGUUGUCGAUCCAUCAGGUAAGAUUAUAGCUGAAGCUGGUGAAGGUGAGGAGAUUUUAUAUGCCGAAUUGGAUAAAGAUGUGUUGACCAAAGCAAGAGAAGGUAUCCCUGUCCAUUACCAAAGACGUUUUGACAUUUAUGGAGAUUUCGUGAAUGAUAAGUCGACAAAAGUUGGCGACAAGUAA
Lodderomyces parapsilosis is the source of this 903-nucleotide messenger RNA. RefSeq names its product putative hydrolase (gene NIT3). Gene Ontology annotation, molecular function: omega-amidase activity. The coding region runs from base 1 to 903 and encodes 300 amino acids. The record is from RefSeq and is a predicted model, not a curated record. The transcript has a single exon. Gene Ontology annotation, cellular component: mitochondrion. Lineage: Eukaryota; Fungi; Ascomycota; Pichiomycetes; Serinales; Debaryomycetaceae. Gene Ontology annotation, biological process: L-glutamine metabolic process; oxaloacetate metabolic process.